Molecule: messenger RNA, 5070 nt
Organism: Hydatigera taeniaeformis
Lineage: Eukaryota; Metazoa; Platyhelminthes; Cestoda; Cyclophyllidea; Taeniidae
Source: the annotation of a GenBank genome assembly
AUGGAUCGAUAUCACCCAUCAGAUCGCCUCUCACGAGUAGAAUUUCGACGAGGCAAUCUUGACCGUGGCGUACGACGCUCUCUCUCUCUUGAUGCUCAAGGUCGUGGCGUGACUGGUCACUUCUAUGACAAUCACAGUUUAGGCGGCGAAAGUUAUGGCGAUAGCGAUGAUGAUGAUGAUGAGAAUGAUCAGCGUUGUCUGAGUCCUCUGCCCUGCCAAGAGGGUUGCAAUGACUUCCUCACCAAGUUGAUGUCGCCCAUGAUCAGUUCGAUUGCGGUGGAUCGAUCAGUCUCGUUGAGUACAGAGGAGGCUCGGCGACUCACUGAACCUCCAUCGGCUAAGCAAGUUACUCCGGUUGACUGCAAACAGGCUGCCUAUGCUGCGAGAAAAAGUGUCAGAGAACUCUAUGGCAAGCCAAGUUGGUGGGGAGAUGAAGACUCGGAGGAUGAGGGAGGGAGAGAGGAUAAAGGUGCAUCCUCUUCUCAUCCACUUUCAGCUCAACCUUCGCGCAAAAUGUCCUUCAAUGACCUCCGACCGAACAGUCCCACGGGACAAGCCACCCCACGGCGUCAAGCCGAAGCUUUCACUAUCGACUUGACCGAUGCAGGAAAUAGCAGUGCUGCAGGGAGUGUCUGUGUGCCGGAGAGACUGCGUCGAGCACUUCAAGAAAGGCAACAAUUGACACGAAAACACUCGAUGCCAACCGAACGGCAAAUCACCCCAUCCCCUAUCAAAAAGGUGCAACCUCGACAAACCGUAGACCGGGCACCAGUCUCCAGACCGCCUGUUAAAAACAAUCAGAGGGGCGUUUUGCGAUCAUCCACACGUCCAAAAACAACGUCCUCUGGAGACAAUCGACUUCCCAUCACCUCUUCACCCGUCUCAUCACCAAAAAAUGCUGUCAAGCGGACCACCAACAUCUCUGUCCUCGCCACCGCGCCUAAGAUCACCAAAAAUCCACCCAUUCAAAAGACACCACAACGAAAAGACUCCGCAAAACCCUCGUCUCGUGGUCCACCUAAUCCACUGACCCAACGCAAUCGUAUUCCCCUCCGGCAAGUACCUACAAAGACUGCGCCAACACCAUGCGGUACUAGAAAAUCUACAACUAAUCGGAGUGAACUGCCUAGGCCCUCACAAAGUCCUUCCGCAUCUCCACCGGCUGCGAAAGCCACCGAUCGAGCCCCACUUCCAGGUACUCCUGUCAGUGCUACAGUUCAGUUGAAUCGACUUCCACUGAAGCGCGGUUCUACACCAGUUCUAGCGGAGAACGGUGCGAAACGACUUGUGGGUAGUCCACUUCAGCGUCGCGUUACAGCGUCUGUGAAAGCGCCCGGACGUCAGACGACUCCCACACGGACUGCAAUUUCCGAGGAGAAGAGAACUCCUUUAGUGACGACAGUUCAUACUCGUCUCACAAAAGCUCCCGCUGUUCCGAGUCCACGAGGACCCGUGCUGACGCCGCGGCCGAAGUCUUCACGGCCUCUGUUCAAUAGCAUUAAAAAGCCAAUUACAACGACUCCCACUACUACUACCUGUGGCUCUACCAUCUGCUUGCCAACAAAACCUGUGCUUGGUGGGUGUACGAUCUGUGAUCCUGUGAUUCAGGAGAUUUGGUCUUACAAGGACGCCAAGGAGUAUGUGAUGGAGAAGAUGUUUCAGGGCAUUAAUGCUACCUAUACCGCUGUGACAGCAGCCAAGUGCACCACCCAAUCUGUGUUUGAGGAGUUUAAGGCAGCACUGGCCGUGGCAGCUGCAUCGCCGUCAACGCCCACGGCCAUACCUGCACCAAGCACAAAAGUGAAGACACCAGUCGUUUGCACACCGGAGGAGAGGAAGGAGCUGGAAUUGUUCGAGAGAGUGGAAGCUGAGAUAAAUAAAUUUGGGGAGGAUGAAGAGGAAGCGCUGGCACAGGCUCUCAGUCCCUUGGUUGAGGACUUCAGUAAAACUUGGAUCCGAGGCAAAAAUGUCAGCAAAUCUACAGACAUCUCUCAUCCUCCAAUUGAGGAACUACCUAUCGUCGGUGCUUCGGUAGAGGAAAAUCUGGCGACACAAAUAAUGAGCACUGCUGCUUCCACAGUCACCCUGGAGAAUCCUUUGACGCAUCCUGAGGAUCAUGGAAUCGACCCAAACACUCUGCAGACUGCCGAAUCGGUUCAAAGUAUUGCAGAGACCUAUGUUCUUGAUGCCAACGACACAUUGGCUGCUGAGGGUAUUCCACCUGUUGUGAUAUACGAUUCCGUGGAGAAAUUAAUUAAGGACGCCCAAGGGGAUACAAGCAUCAUGGAGACUUCAAACACUUGCACCAUCCCCUACCAAGGCACUAUGACAUCGAGAAGUGACAGUCCAAAUCCUAAUGAGGCUGCGGUGGCGCUAAAAGGGGAGGAAAUCGAAGUAGAAGCAUUGGAGAGGUUUGAAAAGGAAAUCAAUGAGGAGUUCAGGGCUGAAGCUGACUCCCUCUCUAGUGCUGAUGAGGAUCUAGAAGCAAAAUCCAGUAGCAGCAGAGGUGGCGGUGGUAUCAGCGGCGGCGGUGGAGUUCCACUAAGUGGAUCGAGGCGUCAGGGAGCUCCUGGGAUUCCGGAGUACCUGGCCAAAACAUCUUGUUGGUUAGAGAAACGAGAAGGAUCACGAGAAACAAUUAACCAACUACGUGGCGAAAAACCUCGGCUUUUCCCUCUAACAUCGGAUAUUGCCAGCAAAGCCGAAGGACAAGUCAUUACACAUAACCAAAUUUCACCAGCAAGCGUUCAACCCUACCAAUCCGUCGAUUCCGGUGUGGCUGAUUCCGAAUCGCAUUCAGCUGUGUUCCUUUCGACCAACACUACCCUAGCUUCCACCACUACCACUACUGCCACUACCAACAACAACAUUGCUCCUGUUGCUACCCUCAAGGCACCUCCUUCCAAUCUUCAAGGUCAAAUUUUCCCAGUCCAAGUCUCCUCUGAGUUUUUGAAUGCAUCAACCUCCCCGUCCACUCCUUCAUCAUCCUCUUCCUCCUCAUCUCCUCUUAUUGAUCAGUUGAAAGAGGAAUUCCUUCAACCAGAAAUCGUUUCAAAACCCAAUCUUGUCUGCGCGCCAGUUCAAGCUUCCUGCGGUUUGGAAAUGCGAGGUUCGACAAGUAGUAGUCAUCGUGCUCAAUCUGCUACAACUCGUCGUUCUUGGAAUCCAGACACAAAUUUAUUGGAUGUGACGUGGAGCCAGUUACGGCGACACGCCAGUCGAUGCUCCAUCCAGUCAGAGUAUGGAGAAAAUGGAAGAUCGCAGGGUUCCGGUUAUCACCAUCGUCAUCGCUACCCAUCAGUUCAGUACUCUGCGAGGGGAAACAAACGCACCUCAGACGCAGUCUACCCUUUUGCGGGGCAACAAGUGCCUCUUAUUCGAUCAACUCGUAGCACUACAAGUUUGGACACGGCGUUGUUGUUGAGGAAUUCUCAAGAAGCUCUGAACGAAAUAGCACGUCGCAUCUACAGACAACCUACUCAUCCGACAGUGCCUGCCACACCAAUUCAACUGCCACAAUUGCAAAACCUCUCCACCUACCUGACCCAUCGCUAUGCUGAAACGAGUGUGGAGAGAAGUCCGAUGAAUGAGAAAUAUCGCCCUUCAUCCCCUCCACCACCAAAUCAGACAACAAUUGGUGACCUCUACAGCCAAUCAAUGGACCGCUCAUCGAUGCUGGGCAAAUCAGCCAAUCACUAUGACGUAAUUCAACCCACACGUCAUUUCUUCCCAUCCAAUCAACAUCAAGGCUUAAGUGAAGCUCGUCAGCCAAUUACAACUGCACCUUAUUCGCCUCCCGUUUCAGCACCACCAAUAUCCCCUGUAUCGAUUGCUUCAGCCACGGAACCGGGACAUCCGUUUCGUGGGGGUCGGAGACCUACCAAUUCAAAUCGUUACCCAGUUCGUCGACAUUCCCUACGAAAUGCAAACCAUCAACGUGUUGACAGUCCAACCCCCAACGAUCUCUUCCCCACUGACCACACAAAUAACAGCCUCACUCACACACAAUCCAGUCAUCUCGCCAACCGAAGUGUAGCCGAGGUCAAGGUCAUGUCAUCUCGACCAACAGGGGUGAGCGUCACUUCCACUGUGCCACCUAUGGUGCUUCAACGGCGACCUGAAGCAGAGUCAAAGCAUUGCUCGGCGGUUGCUAUAACACCCAUUUUGCGUGGAAAUCGGCCUUCAGGGACCCUCACCGAUGUCACGACGGCAGGAAAUUCGUCCUCUGUGAAAGCCGCAUUAAUAGAGGAGGCAACAACAACAAGUGGUUCUGUUGGAGGCAUUGCAAAACCGGUGGCGCGUCGGUUUGAUGCUGACGAGGUACUCCGAGGCUCCGCAUUCUCCGCUGUAACCGCAGUUCGUGUCCCUCUUCGUCCCACAGAGCUCCGCUCUACCGAUGUUGCAGAGCGGUGCCGACGCUCACUUUCUCUCGGUCCAGUCGGUGCUGGUGACGAGGUCGGAGGAAAUGAUUGUGAAAUUCAACCACUUCCCGACACCACUGACAAGUCCUAUGAAUCCCUACUGGCGGCCUCAAUUCUGCGUCUUUCCAACCGUCUUCGGCGGUGCUCUGACAAUCUCGCCCAGCGAAUCGGUGCUCCUAGCUCAGACGCAAACUCCCCUGUUGCUCAUAAUACCUGGAAAAGUGGUCUCAAAACCUCAACUUCUCUCCAUCAAGAGCUCAACGAUUCCCUCUCAAACAUGCGAACUGUAGAACAACACCUCCAGUAUAUGGAAAAUGUGUUAUUCGGAGGCAGUAGCAGCGCUAGUACGACGUGUGAAAGAAGUAAAACCUCCACUGAGACGGACUAUCUUCAAGAACUGGAGCGUAUUAACAAUGAACUAAGGGGCUUUGUACCCAUUGGUGCAAGUGCAGGAGGAGGAGCGAGGGAAAGAGACGUCGGAACUGCCGUUUCUUUAGUAUCUACCGAAGCAACUGAUUCUGGAGUUGAUGCCUCCAUGGCAUUGGAACGAGGCGGUGAUGAGAAAAACGUCAGUCACGCAAACCCUCCAAAUGGGCGUGCUACACGAAGUAGUGAACAAUCAACCUUCCCCACUGGUGACUUUUAUUGA